Messenger RNA from Prunus avium (sweet cherry), 1172 nucleotides. Lineage: Eukaryota; Viridiplantae; Streptophyta; Magnoliopsida; Rosales; Rosaceae. The record is from RefSeq and is a predicted model, not a curated record.
GUUAUUAUAUUUGCUUCUAAACAGCUCGGUUGUUUUUCUGGGCCAGGGUGCCAAGACUUGGAAGUGGAAGCUCAUUGUUAGAGAUAUUCCUUUCAAGGGUUUUUUUCUCAUUGUAUUGUCAUAUGACAUUCUUUUUCCUUAGGGGAGAGCUUAAAUUAAACAAGUUUGCUUACGUAAAUGCAGGCCAAAGAGAAUGAAAUAAAAGAGAUAUUUUCAUCAGCAGUGUUUUUCUUGGAUGUAAUUAUACCACACAAUUCUGAUACAGGGUUGCCUAAAGGUUUAGCAUUUGUCCAAUUCACACGCAAACAGGAUGCAGAAAAUGCAAUAAAAAAGUUAAAAAGGACAAAUGCUUCAUAAAAGACCCAUAGCUGUUGACUGGGCUCUUUCAAAGCAGAUAUAUGGAAGGUCUUAUUCUUGAGGGAACUCCAGCUGCAGAAGGGGUUUCGGGCUAGCGAUAUGUUGAAAUGCCAAAUGGAGGAGAGGAGCAAGAUGAUGAAGCUUCAGUCUCCAAAUUUUCAUGUCUCGAAGACAAGAAUAUUUAUAAAAAAAUUGUUGAAGUCCAUGACAGCAAAAGAACUACAAAAACUUUGUAUCGAUGCUGCUACCUCACGAGCUACAAAACAAAAACCUAUGAUCCAACAGAGGAUAUGAAGAAAGGAAAGCUUGUUGCAAAGAAUUUCUCUCAUGGAGCUGCUUUUGUUGAGUUUACAGAGCAUCAGCAUGCACUUGUGGCCCUGAGAGUUUUGAACAACAAUCCUGAAACUCUUGGUCCUGAGCAUCGCCCAAUUGUGGAGUUUGCACUUGAGAAUGUUAAAAAAUUGAAUAUACGAAAUACUAAGAUACAAGCACAGCAGCAUGCAGCUCAUCGUAAUUGGGAAAACGUGCAUCAAAAUGAAGGCUCAAAUAGACCAGAUACUCAUCCAAGCAAGAAGUCCAAAAACUCGAAACAAAAAGGGGAGAAGCGAAAAUUGGAUGAUUCAGUACCAAAUAAAGAAGAUGAAGUUGAAAAUAAGUUUAGUGAUGGAGCUGCCACCGAAAGACAGAGAGGUUCUAAGAGGCAGAAAAAGUAGUUGCUAUAAAUUUUGCACAUUGUAUAACUUUUGGCAAUAUUUGUAAGCAUGAAAUUUACUGUCUGGCAUUUUGGUUGAAAAACGAUUGAUUUGUCCUCAAAC